AUGAUUGCUAAGAAGAUAGAGGAAACAGAGCCUGGGUGCAUUGGGAAGAAGCUAUAUCAUCUACGUGUCUUGGCGAGCCCAUACAUCACAGCACAGGACUUCCUGGAAAACAUCAAGAAGGUGGAGAGCAGCACAGACUUGAAAAAACUAGGAGAAAAGCUGGAGAAGGUAUCUCAGAUCCGACGGCUGACAGCAUCGUUCAUGAAGUUGGCAGGGGUGAGCGAAGAUGAACUAGAAACCUAUUCUAGUCAUCUCACGGAACACGCCUUGGAACCAUACCUUAAAAUGAAAAACGCAGAAAAAAACCUGGAAUGGAAAAGUUAUGUACAGCGCUGCACGAAUGGUGAAAUCAAUGAAACAAUGCGGAAAGCUCCAGAUUACGAAGUCAAGAUGAUCCUAGGAAAUGUAUUUCGGCUCCCUGAUGGUGUUUUCAAAGAACCUUUCUGCGCAGCAGCCUUCUCAAUCAAGAGCUUUGAUGAGGCAAAAGAAUGUAUGUUGGGACUUCAGGAGCACCAGACCCUUCACAAAGCACCAAGGGAAAUACCCAUCGCCUUCAUAACCGAGGAGAUUGUUGUUGCUGCUGCGAUACAGGGAGCACUUGUAGGACCACAAUCAAGGACCGGUGUGGUAAUCGUUAAUGCGGCUCCAAGAAAAGGGAGCCUCUUCACUCAGCGCCAUUCCUACGCCGUGAUUUGCAGCGGAUCAAGGAUCCAGGGUCUGGCCUCAUCCAUCCUUACAGUGAGGGACGUUUUGACAAGCUUGAAGGCAAAAGACGGAUGGAUGCUUUCCAAUGUUCGACUCAGGUCAUGGGAACUUCCCUCCACUUCAAAGAUCGCCUCUCUUGUUAAUCUGGAGUUCGAAGAUCGUACGAGGGGACGGACAUCAGGGAUUCCAUCCGAGUCGAACACAGCCCAAGAUCUCAUAGAAUCGCCUGACAGCAUGUCUCCGGAGAGGAUAGAGGCGCUUCACACAAUAGAAUCUGACACCCACUGA
This is a messenger RNA of Darwinula stevensoni, 993 nucleotides long. The record is from the annotation of a GenBank genome assembly. Lineage: Eukaryota; Metazoa; Arthropoda; Ostracoda; Podocopida; Darwinulidae.